Messenger RNA from Boleophthalmus pectinirostris (great blue-spotted mudskipper), 837 nucleotides. It is a transcript of the gene tlx1, whose product is annotated as T cell leukemia homeobox 1. Gene Ontology annotation, biological process: animal organ development; regulation of transcription by RNA polymerase II. Gene Ontology annotation, molecular function: DNA-binding transcription factor activity, RNA polymerase II-specific; RNA polymerase II cis-regulatory region sequence-specific DNA binding. NCBI's taxonomy places the organism in Eukaryota, Metazoa, Chordata, Actinopteri, Gobiiformes, Gobiidae. The record is from RefSeq and is a predicted model, not a curated record. Bases 1 to 837 code for a protein of 278 amino acids. The transcript is spliced from 3 exons. Gene Ontology annotation, cellular component: nucleus.
AUGGAGCACAUUGGCAACCUGGGCCACACGGAGCCCAUCAGCUUCGGCAUUGAGCAGAUCUUGAGCCACGCGGACCAGAGCUGCAUGCUUGGCGCGAGGACGCACGAUGUGGACUAUGGUCAUGCGGCCUACGGCGGUGGUGCAGUUAACGGCAGUGGCGGCUUCACCUGUGCCAAUGCAGUGUAUAAUGGGAGCGGUGGUGGCGGAGCGUGCGGGGCUUACAUGAACAUGGGGAUGAACGUGACAUCAAAUAACGUAAUAAGGGUCCCUGCGCACCGGCCUGUGAGCGGCGGGCCUCCACCUCCACACGUCCCGGGCCCCGGCCUCAGUGCACUUACGUUCCCCUGGAUGGAGAGUAAUCGACGUUAUACCAAGGAUCGCUUCACAGUGUCGCUCUCACCCGUGUCUGUGGCGCGUCGUGUAGGUCACCCGUACCAGAACAGGACACCCCCCAAAAAGAAGAAGCCGCGCACUUCGUUCUCGCGGCUGCAGAUCUGUGAGUUGGAGAAGCGUUUCCACCGACAGAAGUACCUGGCCUCGGCUGAGAGGGCCACGCUCGCCAAGGCCCUCAAGAUGACGGACGCGCAAGUCAAGACAUGGUUCCAGAAUCGGCGCACCAAGUGGAGGCGUCAGACCGCGGAGGAGCGCGAGGCAGAGCGUCAACAGGCCAACCGUCUUCUGAUGCAGCUCCAGCACGAGGCCUUCCAGAAGUCGGUGUGCGAGCGCGUGAGUCCGGACCCGCUGUGUCUACAGAACAGCUCUCUUUUUGCACUGCAUAACCUGCAGCCCUGGAGCGAGCACGCGGCCAAGCUCAGCAGCGUGUCUGCGUGCGACUGA